AUGGGCCUCAGCGACAGUAUAAUCAUUCUUCUGGUCAUUCUCGCCGCCGCAGUGUCUGUCGCGAUUGGUUGGGCUAUCUACUCACUCUUCCACCGAAGGCAGGGCGACCUCGCGAUGUCAGAUUCUGGCGAGCAAGCAGAAUAUAUGCGCGAAGUCAGAUUGAGAGAAAGGCACCUGAUUGCAGCCGCGAUUGGCUACAGGUUCGACAAGGUGUGA
Fulvia fulva is the source of this 216-nucleotide messenger RNA. RefSeq lists its product as uncharacterized. The transcript has a single exon. The coding region runs from base 1 to 216 and encodes 71 amino acids. The record is from RefSeq and is a predicted model, not a curated record. NCBI's taxonomy places the organism in Eukaryota, Fungi, Ascomycota, Dothideomycetes, Mycosphaerellales, Mycosphaerellaceae.